GUCGCCGCGCCCCCGCCCCGUCCGGUCCCGCGCCCGCCCGCCCGCCCGCCCGCAGCGCCGGCCAGGCUGCGCUCCCGCGGCCGCGCCGAGAGGGAGGAUGCGGCGGCGCUCGCGGAUGCUGCUGUGCUUCGCCCUGCUGUGGGUGCUGGGCAUCGCCUACUACAUGUACUCGGGGGGCGGCUCCGCGCUGGCCGCGGGCGCGGGCGGCGCCGCCGCCAGGAAGGAGGACUGGAAUGAAAUUGACUCCAUUAAAAAGAAAGACCUGCACCACAGCAACGGUGAUGAGAAAGCACAGAGCGUGGAGACCCUCCCUCCAGGGAAAGUACGGUGGCCCGACUUCAAUCAAGAAGCAUAUGUCGGAGGGACCAUGGUUCGCUCAGGACAGGACCCCUACGCCCGCAACAAGUUCAAUCAGGUGGAGAGCGACAAGCUGCGCAUGGACAGAAGCAUUCCUGAUACCCGGCAUGACCAGUGUCAGCGGAAGCAGUGGCGAGUAGACCUGCCGGCCACCAGUGUGGUGAUCACUUUUCAUAAUGAAGCCAGGUCAGCCCUGCUGAGGACAGUGGUCAGUGUGCUUAAGAGAAGUCCACCCCAUCUCAUACGAGAAAUAAUCCUGGUGGAUGACUACAGCAGUGAUCCUGAGGAUGGUGCUCUCCUGGGGAAGAUUGAAAAAGUUCGGGUCCUUAGAAAUGACCGACGAGAAGGCCUGAUGCGCUCACGAGUGCGGGGUGCUGAUGCUGCGCAAGCCAAAGUCCUGACCUUCCUGGACAGCCAUUGUGAGUGUAACGAGCACUGGUUGGAGCCGCUGCUGGAGCGGGUGGCAGAGGACAGGACACGGGUGGUGUCUCCCAUCAUCGAUGUCAUUAACAUGGACAACUUCCAGUACGUGGGUGCCUCUGCUGACCUCAAGGGUGGUUUCGAGUGGAACUUGGUGUUCAAGUGGGAUUACAUGACGCCUGAGCAGAGGAGGGCUCGCCAGGGGAAUCCUGUUGCUCCCAUAAAAACACCGAUGAUUGCUGGUGGACUCUUUGUGAUGGAUAAGUUCUAUUUUGAAGAACUGGGGAAAUAUGACAUGAUGAUGGAUGUAUGGGGAGGAGAGAACUUGGAAAUCUCCUUCCGAGUGUGGCAGUGUGGCGGCAGCCUAGAGAUCAUCCCCUGCAGCCGCGUGGGGCAUGUGUUCCGGAAGCAGCAUCCCUACACCUUCCCCGGGGGCAGCGGCACCGUCUUCGCACGCAAUACCCGCCGGGCAGCAGAAGUCUGGAUGGAUGAAUAUAAAAACUUCUAUUAUGCAGCUGUGCCUUCAGCCCGAAAUGUGCCCUAUGGAAAUAUUCAGAGCAGACUGGAGCUGAGAAAGAAGCUGAGCUGCAAGCCCUUCAAGUGGUAUCUGGAGAACGUCUACCCAGAACUGAGGGUUCCAGACCACCAAGACAUCGCCUUUGGGGCCUUGCAGCAGGGGACCAACUGCCUGGACACCUUGGGGCACUUUGCAGAUGGAGUUGUCGGAAUUUACGAGUGUCACAAUGCUGGGGGAAACCAGGAGUGGGCAUUGACGAAGGAGAAGUCAGUGAAGCACAUGGACUUGUGCCUGACCGUGGUGGACCGGGUACCUGGCUCCCUCAUCAGACUGCAGGGCUGCCGAGAGAACGACAGCAGACAGAAGUGGGAACAGAUCGAGGGCAACUCCAAGCUCCGGCACGUGGGCAGCAACCUGUGUCUGGACAGCCGAGCGGCCAAGAGCGGCGGCCUGCGCGUGGAGGUGUGCGGGCCCGCCCUCUCGCAGCAGUGGAAGUUCUCACUCAACCUGCAGCAGUAGGAGCCCCGUGAUGCCGCCCUCCUCCUGCGCCUCUGCCCAGUCUGGGGAUCACAUGACUGGUCAUGGUUCUUAAACUUUCUGCAAAACUAUAUACCUCAGAGUUCCAUCGUGGUCUGAAAGUCGAAGAACUGGAGCGAGGCGUGGGCUGUGCUCACCGUGGUGGUGGACAAGAGGUCGACUUGUCCAGCUCAGUGCAGCAAGCCCCCAGGCUGCACCCCUGCCCAGCCUUCCGCUUCCUGCUGGCUCUACUUUGAGGAGCCACCCUCCCCCACCAGGUAGGGGUGAGAAGGGGAGGGUGGGGGGGCAGGGAGGGAGAGGACUCACAGCAAGAACUCUCAACAUCUCUGUGUUGGACUCAUCGAAAUCAUGCGUGAACUAGGUGUGACUUGCACCUGUGACCCAGCACGGGGACACGGAGGCAGCAGGAUCUUGAAUUCACGAGCAGCCUGGGCUACGUAACCAGACCCGUCUUAAAAAAGAAAAUCAUGUCGUGUGGUUUCCACAAAGCAACCCAUACCGUUUGCAGGUGUCCUCCUCCCUCCUUGAGCCUCUGGGCCAGCGGUCCUCCCAGCGGUCCUCACUGCCUCUCCCUCCCUUCCCCUACUGAUGUGCUUGCCGUGUUUGGACAUGAACUUUCCCCAGGUGGGGCGCCAGAUACCGACCACAGAGAGAACGUGCGUCCCUGGGCGCCGUGGGCCUCCACCCUGCGACCCUCACAGCAGGAGCUGCAGGCGUGCGGGGAGGCACUGGCGCUCCCGGGCACAGGGCGGCCUGGGACCCUGCCCACGGUGCCUCUGUUGCCCUUCCUGUCAGGGUUGUGGCUGGGCUGGAUCGUCAGCUUUGUGUCUGUUGGAAUCUGUAAACCUGGAUAGGUUAUUUAUUUGGGCAAGUUUUGCUUUGGGUUUUAUAAUAAUAAUUAUUAUUCAGUUUCUUUUCUUUAAAAGAAAGAAAGCCAACCCACAGCUCCUGCUGUGAGCCACAGCACCUCCCGCCAAGUGACGGUGCCUCCUGCCCGGUGAUGGUGCCCCACCUGGUGACGGUGCCCCCACCUGGUGACGGUGCCCCCACCUGGUGACGGUGCCCCACCUGGUGACGGUGGCAGCCAGC
This is a messenger RNA of Perognathus longimembris pacificus (Pacific pocket mouse), 2920 nucleotides long. RefSeq names its product polypeptide N-acetylgalactosaminyltransferase 2 (gene Galnt2). The record is from RefSeq and is a predicted model, not a curated record. Bases 98 to 1813 code for a protein of 571 amino acids. Gene Ontology annotation, cellular component: Golgi apparatus. The transcript is spliced from 16 exons. NCBI's taxonomy places the organism in Eukaryota, Metazoa, Chordata, Mammalia, Rodentia, Heteromyidae.